This is a messenger RNA of Paramecium pentaurelia, 798 nucleotides long. Lineage: Eukaryota; Ciliophora; Oligohymenophorea; Peniculida; Parameciidae. The record is from the annotation of a GenBank genome assembly.
AUGAAGACCAAAUAAAGUAAGAGUUUAGAGAUUAAAAAAAAGGAAUCAUCAAAUUCUUUCAAUUAAUCCCAAAAAUCAUAAUAAUCCAUUUAGGAGUCAGAAAAUUAUGAUAUCACCAAAACGUAAGAAGUGAAUUUUCAAAAAAUAAGGACUAGUUUAAGUUAGCGCUUUAUAAUUAGAGGCCUAAUUUUUUGGCUCCUAAAUUAUAAUAAGUUUAAAUCAGAUAAAAAAUGCUUAAAGUGGAAUUAGAAAUUUAAAAAAAUCUAAUUUUUAAAGAGAAGUUUAAAUAAUAGUUUUAAGCUUAACUUUACUAUUAUGCAAAUCUUAGUAGAUAAGUUAAAAUAAUAGAGAUAUUAUUUAAGAUAAUUGCAUCCUAUUGGAAAAAUACAAAUUGAUUAUGAUAUCCUCCAAAAAGAUUACUAUAAUUACUCUUAAUUAGCAGAGAGUAAAAUGUAAAUAAUAUUGGAUUCCUUCUAAAUCGAUUAUAUUCACAGAAAAAAUAAUAUCGCUUUAGGAAAUAUUAGAUUUUUAUUUUAAACUCCACAAUUCCCUGAGUUUGAUUAUGUUUUUCCUGGUGGAAAAUUUAAAGAUUUAUAGUUUUAUGAUUUUGAUGUCUUUAUUUUAGAAAAUUUCAAAUAAGAAAAUAAUUUAGAUGAUCCUAUAUUGUAGUUUGUUAAAUAAAACAGGGAGCAGCCUAGUGAAAGAGCAAUGAUUCUAUGGCUUCUAGUGGAUGUCGAAUAAAGAAAACCAUAUUUUAAUAGUUAAAAGAAAAUUAAAGAACUGUCAUUUAUAAUCUGA